AUGCUACAGGGCGAAGACACACCUCAAGAAUUCGUCCAGGCACUUCGCUCUGUCUGCAAGAGUCUCCCACUCAACUCGAUCACCCCAGCCAGUCCCGACGAGAUAUUCCAUGUCGAAAUCCAGGUCGACCCUAAAACACAAAAGGAAGUCGUUCUAUGGGAGGACAUCGUCCAGGCGUUUGAGCAUGCUGUGCAAGUCCGCCACAACCUCGAGCCUCGCAGAAUUGUUGCCGUGCCAAACACUGUUUUGGAUGUGGUUGUGAAUACUCCUUCGGCCAACAUGGAGGGGUCGUCUCCGAAGAAUCUGUCAGAGGAGUCAGUGCCAGUAUUGGCGCAGGAGGACUAUACGGCAGGCAAGGAAGAGGAGUUAGUGUUGGAGCAGGUGGACGAUACGGCUGGCGAGGAUUUUGUCAUUCAGGACGUCACCACUACCUCCACUGUACGACGUAAUCCAGUCUAUGGCUUGGUGGAACAGGCGAUGGAGAAUUACUCUCACAUCGAACGACCGCUUGCAUAUCCAUUCGCUCGAGGACCACACAACCUGUUGGACGACCUAUCGCCAGACUACGACGACUCACCUGCCCCUCCAAACCCAGGGAACGGUAACAACCCUCCGUCACGAGCACCUCAGAGUGAGACGGGACCCGAUACCCCAAGAGAGCAGAAAGAUUUGGUUCAGACGACCAUCAGUGCCAGCCAUGGAGACAAAGACGCCCAGGUCACAUUGGGCGAUGUGUACAGAGAUGGCAAAGGGGUCCCGCAAGAUUACCAAGCAGCUAUGGAUUGGUACCUGAAGGCAGCCGAGCAAGGAGAUCCUACCGGUCAAUAUAAGGUCGGGGGUUUGCAUUACUACGGCUACGGUGUCCCUCGGGACUAUUCGGCAGCCAUGAGCUGGCCUCUUAAAGCCGCCAACCAGGGCCACGCGCCCGCGCAGAGCAACGUCGGUUUUCUCUACCAACGUGGCGACGGUGUGCCCCAGGACUAUGCUCUGGCGAUGGACUGGUUCCUCAAGGCCGCCGAUCAAGGCAACGCAUCCGCUCAGUGCAGCAUCGGCACUCUCUACCAGCUUGGCCAAGGUGUACCCCAAGACUAUGAACAAGCGAUGUCUUGGUACUGCAAAGCCGCCGAUCAAGGCAACGCACUCGCUCAGUGCAACGUCGGCUCACUCUACGACCAUGGCCAAGGUGUACCCCAAGACUAUGAACAAGCGAUGAACUGGUACCUCAAAGCCGCCGAUCAAGGCAACGCACUCGCUCAGUGCAACGUCGGCUCACUCUACGACCAUGGCCAAGGUGUACCCCAAGACUAUGAACAAGCGAUGAACUGGUACCUCAAAGCCGCCGAUCAAGGCAACGCAUUCGCUCAGUGCAGCAUCGGCACUCUCUACAAGCUUGGCCAAGGUGUACCCCAAGACUAUGAACAAGCGAUGUCUUGGUACUGCAAAGCCGCCGAUCAAGGCAACGCACUCGCUCAGUGCAACGUCGGCUCACUCUACGACCAUGGCCAAGGUCUACCCCAAGACUAUGAACAAGCGAUGAACUGGUACCUCAAAGCCGCUAAUCAAGGCGACGCAGAAUCUCAACACAAUGUCGGCGUUCUUUACUUUCAUGGCCGAGGUGUUCCCAAAGACGAUACGCAAGCAAUGGAAUGGAUCCUAAAGGCCGCCAAGCAAGGACUUACGAUUUCUCAAGAAACCAUUGGGAAUUUCUAUAGCAAUGGCCUGGGUGUGCCCCAGGACUAUACGAAGGCAGCCGAGUGGUAUCAAAUGGCCGCUGACCAAGGAUACGCCUCCGCCAAGACAGCAUUGGAGAACAUGAGGAAAAACUGCCAUAUUGUUGUUUAG
Molecule: messenger RNA, 1842 nt
Organism: Linnemannia hyalina
Lineage: Eukaryota; Fungi; Mortierellomycota; Mortierellomycetes; Mortierellales; Mortierellaceae
Source: the annotation of a GenBank genome assembly